UUGGGCGGAGCCGCGCUGGGCCCGUUCGGGGAUUCGCGGCUGGAAAGGCGCUUAGGGCGCGCGGCCGGGCCUGGCCGGGCGGGCAUGAGCCAGGCCGCCGCAGCCUGUCGCUCCUCCUCGGGCAGCCGCAGCGAGGCCAUGAAGGUGAAGAAGGGCGGCGGAGGGGCGGCCGGAGCGGGGGCCGCCGCCGCGCCCGCCUGCACCGAGGAAGACCUGCGGGGGCGCCGCGCCGGCAUCAGCCCCGAGGACGUGCUGGGGCUCCAGAAGAUCACGUCCGAUUAUUUGUGCACUCUGGAGGAGAACGUAUACAAGAUCGAUUUCACGAGGUUCAAAAUCCGAGACAUGGAGUCGGGCACGGUGCUGUUCGAAAUCACCAAGCCCCCCGUUUCAGAACGGGAGCACGAUGAUAAGAAGGACAUUGACCCGAACGCAGGGCGCUUUGUGCGCUACCAGUUCACGCCAGCGUUCCUUCGACUGCGCCAGGUUGGAGCCACGGUGGAGUUCACAGUCGGUGACAAACCCAUCAACAACUUCCGCAUGAUCGAGAGGCACUAUUUCCGGGACCAGCUGCUGAAGAGCUUUGAUUUCGAGUUUGGGUUCUGCAUCCCCAGCAGUAAAAACACAUGCGAGCACAUCUACGAAUUUCCACAGCUCUCCGAGGACCUCAUCCAGGAGAUGAUCCUCCACCCCUACGAAACGCAGUCGGACAGUUUCUACUUUGUAGACAACAAACUGGUGAUGCACAACAAGGCAGACUAUUCUUACAGCGGCGGACCCUGAGCAAGAGACGAGGCAACUUUUCGAAUCCCGGCGGGAUGGCCUGGGAUUCCGCCUUCCUGCCGGCCCGGGCAGCCAGACGCGAGGACUCUGCGUCCACUGGAGUUUCAUGACUAAAUUAGUGACGUCUUGACUCUUCCCCGAGCUGCGAGGCAAACCCCUCCCCCAGCCUUCCAGGGCGGGUCUCUUUCCCCUGCCAGGCCCUCGUUAGUUGCUUAAGGCUCUCAGAAUAGCUUUGGGUAGUCACUCCCGCCUAGCAAGGCCAGCGUUUUGCACCGGACUGCGUCUCAGCCUCUGGUUUCAACUGCGAAGCGUCCUUUAUGUGGUGUCACUUGUGGGAGCUCUUCGGAUGCGCACCCUCGAUCAGGUGACGCCUAGGCAGUGGUCCUUGGUUGGGGGAGAGGGAGACCAAUAUUCUUUUUUUUUGCAACAGCUCCUGAUUUGCCGUUCAGAGAACUGACGUGUUGUCGUUUUGUGGCAUCUGCACUUGAGAGGGUUAGCUUGGUUUGCGAGUGCUUCCUGGACUGGGGAGGGGGCAGGAUGAGUUCACUGUGGGAUGGCUCUUUUCUCAAAAAAGAUCAGGGGUCGAUGGCGUCACCAGGAUCUGUCAAGAAGACUUCUGGUAUC
Messenger RNA from Heteronotia binoei (common prickly gecko), 1404 nucleotides. It is a transcript of the gene UNC119, whose product is annotated as unc-119 lipid binding chaperone. Gene Ontology annotation, cellular component: centrosome; spindle pole; intercellular bridge. Bases 85 to 780 code for a protein of 231 amino acids. The record is from RefSeq and is a predicted model, not a curated record. Gene Ontology annotation, molecular function: lipid binding. Gene Ontology annotation, biological process: visual perception; lipoprotein transport; positive regulation of protein tyrosine kinase activity. Lineage: Eukaryota; Metazoa; Chordata; Lepidosauria; Squamata; Gekkonidae. The transcript is spliced from 5 exons.